Molecule: messenger RNA, 776 nt
Organism: Drosophila guanche
Lineage: Eukaryota; Metazoa; Arthropoda; Insecta; Diptera; Drosophilidae
Product: selenoprotein BthD
Exons: 2
Cellular component (GO): Golgi apparatus
Source: RefSeq, a predicted model, not a curated record
UUUAGUAACCACACUUCAAACGUUGCACAGCACUGGCAAUAAAUGGCGCAUUUUUCAUAAAAAAAUCACACACUGAAAACUGAAAUGCCGCCGAAGCGCAAAAAAGCGAAUAAGGCCACAGCUGUGCCUGGUCUUGAGGCGGCAGCCCUUGAUCCCUCGCGGCCUGUCCUCUACAUCGAACACUGCCGCUCCUGACGCGUCUUCCGUCGUCGGGCCGAAGAGCUGCACGCGGCACUGCAAGAGCGCGGUCUCCAGCAGCUGCAGCUUCAGCUGAACGUGGAAGGGACGUCUCGCCGCGGUGCGUUCGAGCUGCACUUGGCCAAGCAGCCAACAACGGAGGCGAGUGAGCAGCAGUCGCUUUGGUCUGGCCUCAAGCGUACUCCGCGUGCUCAAAAGUUUCCCCCUGUCGACGAUGUGUUCAGGUGGAUUGUGGAGAUUCUUGGCCCGGUGGCAGAUGAGCCAAAGCCGAGGCAGACAGAGGAGGCACCUGCACCGAAGCAGACUCAAAAGCGCAAGCGCUCUGCCAAACCAGAGCUGGCGGCAAAUGUCUCCAAUGGAGAGCAGAAUACAUCCCCCAGCCAGGCUAAGCGAAGGAAGUGAAUCCCCAUGACUACUGGCAGUAGAGCACCAUGAACGAUGAACGGCAAAUCCCAACUGGAACCGAUCAUUGUGAAGCCCCCCGAGGUUGCCUUUGCCAGCAUUACCAUUACCAGAUUCAACCUAAACACACGCUCAAUUGUUAUUAAAAAAUAUAUUAAAACAUCUUAGAAACCUAA